Microthlaspi erraticum is the source of this 819-nucleotide messenger RNA. The record is from the annotation of a GenBank genome assembly. NCBI's taxonomy places the organism in Eukaryota, Viridiplantae, Streptophyta, Magnoliopsida, Brassicales, Brassicaceae.
AUGGCUACUUCCUCCGCGCCACCGCAGGUGAAAGACGAAGAUCCCAUAAACUGGGCGGAGCUUCCAUCGGAGCUGAUGGCUUCGAUUCUGGUCCGUCUAAGCGUGGUUGACAUACUGGAAAAUGCCCAGAAAGUGUGCAAACCGUGGCGCUGCGUCUCUAAGGACCGCUCGAUUUGGCGGAAAGUCGACAUGCAAAACCUGAGAAAUGGCCUUAAUAGCGGCAAGUACUACUUGAGUAACAUGUGCCGUCAAGCUAUUGAUCGCAGCGACGGCGGUAUGGUCGAAAUCAACAUCGGCAGAUUUGGUACAGAUUCUCUCCUCACCUACAUCGCCGACAGAUCAAGUAACCUGAGAAGCCUUAAAUUUGCAAUGAACGUUCGAAUAACGAACGAGGGACUUGUGCUCGCAGUAGCAAAACUUCCAUUGCUUGAAACGUUGGAGAUCUCAAGCUUAUGGUUCAAUCUAAAUUUGAAAGCUAUAGGCCAUUCUUGCCCUAAGCUUAAAACAUUGAAGCUAAACUGCUCCGAUUGCUGCCGCUUUGAGUACAAAUGUGAUGAUGAUGAUGCUCUAGCGAUCGCAGAAAGCAUGCCUGAGCUACGCGAACUCCAGCUUCUUGCGAACAGACUUACUAACACCGGCUUAAACGCCAUUCUUGACAACUGUCUUCACCUGGAACACCUUGACUUACGCCAGUGUUUAAACAUAAACCUUUCCGAGGGUGAUAUGGAAAAGCGAUGUUUGGAGAGGAUCAAAGAUUUCAGACGUCCCAAUGACUCCACCGCUGAUUGUCCGUUUUAUGUCGCUUUUAGUUUCAGAUGA